AUGAAGCUCACCGGCAACUUUGCAGUUCUGUUCUCGGCCAGCACGGUCCUCCUCAAUGGCGUCUCUCCUGUUCGUAGUACUCCUAGCCAUGCUCUCGCCGACGUGAAACAGCAGGACUUGCUUGCUCGCGAUUCCGCCUUCCACGGCGCCGGUCACACCAACUGGAAGCGUUCUCCUGCUCCUCUACCUGGUUACGACAACAAGAAUGGGUAUUGCAAGAACGAAGAGGAGUAUGGCAAGAGGGACGGCAAGGAGUACUGCAACAAGGACGGGAGGGAGUACGGCAACAAGGUCGGAAAUAAGGACGGGAAGGAGGACGGAAAAAAGUACAGGAGGGA
Molecule: messenger RNA, 338 nt
Organism: Tilletiaria anomala UBC 951
Lineage: Eukaryota; Fungi; Basidiomycota; Exobasidiomycetes; Georgefischeriales; Tilletiariaceae
Exons: 2
Source: RefSeq, a predicted model, not a curated record